Macrosiphum euphorbiae (potato aphid) is the source of this 1044-nucleotide messenger RNA. NCBI's taxonomy places the organism in Eukaryota, Metazoa, Arthropoda, Insecta, Hemiptera, Aphididae. The record is from the annotation of a GenBank genome assembly.
AUGCAUUUCGUCAACGACGUAUCAAAGUUCAUCUACAGCAGUCUCAGGAACGAAUCGAGCAGGCUUAGGAGCUAUGCGGUGAAUUGCGCUCAAAAGUAUCCGACAAAAGUUCGGGUCGUCGAAGUAGGACCGAGAGACGGUCUACAGAACGAAUCGAAAAACAUACCAACGGAUGUUAAAGUGGAGUUCAUAAACAGACUGUCUGCGACAGGUCUUAAAAACGUUGAAGCUACUAGUUUCGUUUCGCCAAAAUGGGUGCCGCAAAUGGCUGACCACUCAGACGUGUACAGCAAGAUCGACAAAGUGGACGGUGUGUCGUAUCCGGUGCUGGUGCCGAACAUGCGAGGUCUACUCACAGCUAUGCAACACGACGUAAAAGAAAUCGCAGUUUUCGGGUCCGCUUCCGAAGGGUUUAGCCAAAAGAACAUUGGCUGCAGCAUCGCCGAGAGCCUGGAAAGGUUUGAAGAUGUAGUGUCCACAGCUCUGGACCACGGCAUCAAAGUCCGUGGGUACAUUUCCUGUGUGUGCGGUUGUCCGUACGACGGUGCUGUGUCACCCCAAGAUGUCGCUAAGAUGUCCGACGCGUUUUUCAAAAUGGGCUGUUAUGAGAUUUCUCUUGGAGACACAAUUGGUAUCGGCACACCGGGCACAAUAAGGGCAAUGUUACAAGAAGUCUUGGAAAUGGUGCCUGCUGAAAAUUUGGCUCUUCAUUGUCACGACACUUAUGGGCAGGCCUUGUCUAACAUACUUACUGCUCUGGAGAUGGGUAUUUCUGUAUUUGACUCGUCGGUAGCCGGUCUUGGCGGCUGUCCGUACGCCAGAGGUGCUUCCGGUAACGUGGCCACCGAAGAUCUGGUGUACAUGCUACAAGGAAUGGGCAUCGAAACUGGCGUGGACAUGGAACUGUUAUUGGGUGCUGGCAGGUAUAUUUGCGAGGAGCUGGGGAAAAGUACGGAAUCUAAAGUUGCCAAAGCGUUGUCCGGAAAAGAAAAACCCAUGAAAUUCUUGCAAUCGUACAGGAAUCCAACAUCACUCAAGAACUAA